Molecule: messenger RNA, 5122 nt
Organism: Bactrocera oleae (olive fruit fly)
Lineage: Eukaryota; Metazoa; Arthropoda; Insecta; Diptera; Tephritidae
Source: RefSeq, a predicted model, not a curated record
ACAUGCUCUGAUAACAGCAACAGCAUCCCAAUGUGUCGAGAGCACCGCGUAGGAUGUGUCCGAUACGGCAGGAUGCUGUCUUAUCAGAUUGCUCGGAAAGCUCGUUGUGUACGCACACAUUCGACGGAUGUGCAACGCAAAGCAAAACAAGGCAAAGUGUGGAAAGCAAAAAAACAUUAAAUAAAUUGUGAAUUGUUGCGUUUCUGCUUUUUCCUCCUUCCCUCCAGCAUUGACUGGGACUUCUAUAAUUUAUAAAACGGUUAACAAUGCAUUGAUAUGAGUAUUGAUUGUGUCGUGCUCAAACAAACUCAAUCUUCUGCGAGUGCCUAGAUGUGUGCAAAUCGAAUAAAUACAUACACACACAACUGGACUUAGUGCGAUUUAAUGCGAAGAAAAUCAGUUUGUGCGGCGGUAGAGGGCAGGUGAGCGCGGUUAACACGAAUAGUGUCGUAGACAGCAGACAAUGCUAUAAAAGAUAUGGUAUGUGUAUGUGCAGAUGAAAAAGUGCUUUGUUUCUACCUUCAGCUUCAAUGUAUUGGUUACGCCGAAAAGCAUGCAACAGAUCCUUGAAAGCAUAUUAAAAAAUCGUUGCACGCACGCAAAUACAUAACUAAAACCACAACAGUGCUAAGCGCAGUGUCGGAGUGUACGUGUAUUUGUGUGUAUCCAUCAACAAUGUUAACUCUUUUGUUAGUUAAAGUCAAGAAUCAUAAAUACCAAUUCGCCUGGAUAUCGAUGGCACACAAAGAGCACAUUAAACUGCGUAAAUUCUCAUUUGUUCGAAAUGAAAAAGUUAGCUCAGUUCAUAUCAAAAGUAAUGCUAACCCAUACAUAGACACACAAGUAUGCGUAAAUAUAACAAACAAAUUGACAGAGGAGACGUCAACUAAUUGAAUACGAAAACGAGUCCUUAUUUAAGCGAACGGUAACUGAAACCCAUAACAACCGCAAGAACAACAAUCAAUAGUAACUGUAAUUACAACGGAAAACAUAACCUAAAGAGCGGGUUGAAAUCGAUGUGAUGCCUACGCGACGGUCGGGCGGCGCCACAGUGCGACGCAAGCACUCAAUUGGAAAUUUGCGACGCGCUCAUCCCGCCUCGGGUGCCACAUGGAAUGUGCAAGUGGUACGUGGUAAAAUGUCAUCUAAGUGCCUUUGGCAUGCUUGUCGCGCACUUGUGCUGGGUCUGACACUGAUGCUACUCGGCGCCGGUAUGGCUACGAUAGGUUACUAUGCGGACCACCUUUCUACGAACUCUGAGCUGCGUGGCAAUGCGACGGUGAGAGUCAAAAAUGACCUGAAGGGCUUCCAUCUCAACAAUCUCUCUUACGUCGGACCAAUUGUAAUGGGUUUCGGAGGUUUCAUUGUGGUUGCUUCGUGUGUUAUGACAUUUGAGGCGCGCGACUCGGCGGCAAAAGUGGUGCCAGCGCGUUUUCGUGCCGGUGCGGGUGGUAGCAAGACAACGGUGCGUAGUAAUCAAAGCAGCGCAACUUCACAGCGCCGCGCCAUUGGCAUACAAUUGCAGUCCUCACGUUGGGAUCAACAGUUUGGCGUGUUUCGCACAUCCCCAGCUGAGCCGCCUCCGCAAGCCACACCGCAGCCUUUCGAUCGUGACGCACUUACCGCGGAGCUUGUCAAAUUUUCAAAAUCACUCAGCAGUGGACGACAAUUGAAGUCGCGUGGACCACGCAUCAGCAACAGUUUGGUACAACGUAACACUCGUGAAAAUGGUGGUCCUUGUGCGUUGCUACAGCCACCAGCGACAAACAAGCUCUACUGGCAUGCUGCCUCUUUCGACGAUGGUCUUCGUGGGGAGAAGCAUCUUUCAAGAGCUACAAUCGCUGACAUGUCUCGCCGCUCCGAUACGGCCAAACGUCAUGUGCUGGCACGACAGAAGCCCAUCGAACAUGAAGAGGACAAAAGCAGCCCGCUGGGCAAUCGCAGAAGUUCUACUAUGUCAGACUCAUCGUACAGUGGCCGCUGGACGGCACGCUGCGCUUCCAUGGCAAGUCGCGCAUCAAGCAUCGAUUCACGACGCAUACAAGUAGAUCUGCAUAGCCCUGAAGUAUUGCCGAAAUCCAUACUGCGUUCACCGAAGCGCUAUAGCUCUGGACCAUCGGCUACUCCGUCGGUAGAAAAAGAGUUCAAAAGCCAAUUAAGCGUCUGCUCAGAACCACCCGCUCCCAUACACCAUCUUUCCGGUCAAUCGAGCUUAGAACCUUGUUUUCCCGAAGAACCCAUUGAUAACAUGGACGAAAAACCGGGUACCAACAUUAAUGGGGUCGCUUUAUCACCGGAUGCGCUAAACGUGGCCAUUCAAACCAUAUCCAUGACAACCCCAAAUCAUAUGGAAGAACUACCACCACCACCGGGAUCAAAGAAAUUAAAUAGCAUUCUGAAGAAAGCACGUCCCGACACACUUUCCCUCGCAACCAAUACAAAACCCGCCGUAGUGAGUGAAAUUAAUAAAUCUCUUUGUCGCAGCAACUCCUCGCGCACUUUCUAUAGACCCAAACCGCAACUGCCCAACGAACUGGACGACAGUAUCUUCUACAUACGUUCCUCAAGCGAACGACAAAGCAUCGAUAGUAAUGAGCUCUACGAUUCAGUGCAAGUUAUAAAUGAAAGACGAACAACGCUGCUGAGAGCGGAGAGUGAAGCUGCACUGUAUAAUGUGCGAAAAGCGAACAGUUUCUCACUGCUAGCCGAAAUACCAGAGCGUGCGCAAAAUAACUCGAUAGAUGUGGAAGAGAGUACGCCCAGCGAGGCGGCGAAGCAUCCCCAGCUGAAAAAUGAGACCACCGUGGAAAUCGAAAGUGAACCAACCCAACCACCGACAAGUGAGAUCGCGUAAUGGAGUGAUCGAAGUGUUAUAUUUAUAAAUCAAAUACUGACAUACUGUCAGCGUUCUUGAGUUCAGGAAACAUUAAAAGUUGUGUAGAAACCUCUAGAAAAUAGUAUAUUUUAUACCAAAAACACAGAAAACAUAUUUUGUAGACAAAUAUUUCGGUACAAGUAUAUGUACAUAUGUAGUGAUGUUCUUUGGUAAGUAUACAGUUAGAUCAGUUCGUAUUACAUAUUUAGUGAGUUUCUGAGAAAAGUUUGAGAACCACUGUAAAAUCGAUUUAUUAAGUACACUGCUGACAGAUUUUAUACGUAGGUAGUGGCUCAAUCAGCAGGAUAUUUGUAUUCUUUAGCAUUAUCUUAUUAACGUUAUAUUAUAUAUUCUUGGUUAACUUAUAAAUACAUAGGGGUAGAGAUCUAUAGCGCUCUCUCUUCCCUCUAAAUACUCAGUUAAUGAGAGUGUCAAGCAAUAAACACUAGGUCUAUGAGCUUGUUAAGAAACAAUUAUUUACAGAAGUUGUUGUUAUAUAAAUAUUGUUGUUGUUAAAUGGCUGUCUUAUGCAUAGUUAAGUUAGCAAAUGAUUAGAAGUUUCAUCAACGAAACAAUAAAAUAUAACUAUCAAUAACCCAAGAAUUGUAGAACGAACUCACUCGCAUAGAUAGACACGUGCUGUGCAGAUGUCUUGCAGAUUUUAUGAAAUUAAGUUUUAUUUCGAAUAAUGUUAAUAUACUUUUUUUGUGUUUCUAAGCAAGACCUUUGGGGUCUCAAGCAGUCUAGUUUUUGGUUUGACGUUUGAGUUGUAAGUUUUACGAAAAACUCUAUUUUCAUAUAAUGAAUUAUUUCCAUAAAAAACGAGAUGAUAUCUUAAAAUAAUUCAGUUAUAUAUGUAUAUAAGUCUUAAACGAGCUUCCACAAAUUAUUAAACAUAAAACCUACUAUAACUAUAUAGUCUUAUGUGUUCCAGUAGUAUCUAAAUAACAGAGUCUACAUAUCUUUUUAUGAUUAAAAAAUAAUUUCCGUCAAUUUGCUCAAAUAACUAAUAAAAUGAAACGAAUAUAUCAAAACAUCAUGCCAUUUUUUAAAUGAAGUUUAAACUAAUAGAUUACUGUCUUACUAAAUAUAUUUAAUUGUGCUGAAACUAAUCGGACUUUCCUACUCUAAAUCUAUUUAAUUAAUUCUAACCAACCCCAAUUCAAAUUUUAUUUAAAAUUAUACUUACCUUAAGAUUACCAUACUUACAUUGAAGACUGAUGUGUAUAAUGUACACCGUUUGCGUGUAAUUUCAGUAGAAACAAAUAUUAUCAACUGAAAACUGUAAUCAAAAUAAUGAUUGGUAUGAAUUCAUUAAAACCUCAAAUUUCAUAAAUGUAUAAUAAGUUUAUACACAAAGUAACUUAUCAUCAUUAGGACCAUGAUCAUAUGAAGGGUCGAAUGUGAUAGGUAGUACAGAUUAAUCUUAUUGAAGUAACGGAUUAUUUAAACUGGCAAAAAACACCUUUUUUUGUUAGUUGAACUGGUGUAUAGUAAAAUGGCCAAAAAUAACCUUUAGUUCUCUUUCUCAAAUUCCACACAAAAAGCGUGGAGUAGAAAUUUUACUAUAUACAAUACAUACUGGUAUAUAGCUCUUGCAUUUUUACGAAAACAGAAUUAGAUUAUGAGCUGACAUAAUAUCGGUUGAUGGCCACUGUGACACUAUCAGGGUAAUUUUCUUAUUCAUUAAAUUGCGAGUAUAUGUAUAUGCUUAUAUAUCUGUAGUUGAAAAUUUAAGUUUAAGAACAUAUCGCAAUAUAACGAACUACACAACUUGCUAUUUAUCUCCCCAACUCAUCAAGAACUUCUUUAUUUGAGAAUUUUGAAACGUAAAUUUUAUUGUCUACUAUGUAUUUUAUGAAAAGAAAUCAAAAAUCAAAAUACUUCCAUUAAAUCUUGAAAAUCAAAAAACAAAAAUUAAAAUUAAAAUUUUUAAAUUAAAUAUACAAAAGAGCCACGAAUAUUUCCCAAUCAUUACACUGCAUCACAAAAGAAUUUGUACAUUUAUUUACUAUAAUUGGGAUCUCCACAAAUACAAAAAUAUAUCUCAAUGUUAUAUCAGCGAUCGGUGUCAAUUGAAAACAUUGAAGCAUUGAUAUUUAGUGUUACGUAAUACGUAACUAUAAGUGUGUUGUUUUGAAACUAGCGUUUUCGAAGCACGUCAUUCAACAGGUGUUUCUCGUUCAUGUGAAUUGUUGCCUAAUUACUCGGAUAAACUAUACAAUGUAAGUUAAAAAAAAAAAAAAA